AUGGCCAACGAUGUCGAGUUCAGAAGUUUCGUCAGCAAAGUAUACCUUACGCGUAGCAUCAACGCAAACAGUCCCAGCUUCCUGGAACGCAACUUGCGGCACGCACUGGAUUCGCACGAGCGCGAGCUAGCACGUGAAAGAGCGACUGCAAAUUCGAAUGCACCUGCAGCAAUGCUUGAGCCUAGGCGGACGCGCAGCCACGCUUGGGAUCCUCCCUCCGACAGAAUUAUGGAUGAGUUGAUGCAGGCCAAUAAGGCCAAGGUUCGCAUCAAGUCGAUCUCUUUACAGGACCCGGCGAGAGCUGCAGCAAGUUCGGGCAGACAGGUCAAGAAGUCACAAUCAAGGGACCAACCUGAGUGGCUUCAAGAACCAGAUCAACUUAGGGUACCCUGCCAAGUUGUGGUCACGGUCAACGAUGUAAGGUCACAGAAAAGGACGAUUUCGACAGCUGCCAGGCAAGGGACGAUCACAAAGCACGGCCGGUCCACGUUCGACAUUACAUUUAAAGAUUGUUUCGUUAUCUCGGCUGACGACCUGAAGAGCCAUACAUCCUCGUUCACAGAGGCUGGCCACUGGACAAAAGCUCUCCACAAAAAUCAUAGCAUGGAGUUCGGCAUUCAUUGCCAGGACUCGGACGAUACUGCCGAGUUCUUGAGCCAGCUAGAAGGACGACCCAUCACUGAGUUUCUCACGGCUCCUGGAAAUGAAGGCAUUGUUAAAUGCAAUUGGGCCGGACUACCAGGACUGCCCGAUAGUGAAGAGGCACUUCCUUUGCACAGAGCAAAAGGCCACCACGAAAUCAACUUGAAAUACGUUGCUCGUAUUGACAUGGCGUGGAACAAACGAGAAUCACCCUUGACAACGUACAACAAAGUCCUUCGCAGAGCACGCAACGAAGCUCGUCGGUUGACUACUCCAUCUGAAGAUCUCGAAAGAGCAGGAGGGAAGACUUUGGUCAAGUAUGCUUAUCGACAAGGGUUGGAGACCAAGGGUAUGCCUGUGAAUCAUCUCAGAUGUAUCUUCUGCACACAAGAACCCGAGCACGCCACGUUCGAGAGGCUGCAUCUACACUAUCUCACGCGGCACGAUCACUUUCAGUAUGAGAUACGACUUGAAGUAGACCACAAUGGCGAUGAUCUGAGAACUAUCCGCAUCAGUCACGAGGAUGACAGACCCACCACGAACGAAAAAGAGUUUGAAUGGGAGGCUCCGCAUCGCGCCUUUGACAUUUCCGCGCACCUCGAAGGCACCAACUCGUGGACUGUGCGCAACACCAAGAAGACGAAUUCCAAAGGAGCCGGGAAACAUCACAAAGUGCAACCUACGAUUCUUGCGCGACCCAAGAAGAGAGACAUCGCCCCUGAAGAUGUUGAAGAGAUACCGACAUGCAUAAAGAAGAGGCACGUGGUACCGCGAGUUCCAGGCGUAAAGUUCUAUCGGACCAAGUCCAAGCAGUCGGUCAAGCCAGGUACCGAGCUUAGUGACAGUGAAGACGAUGUGGACGAGACCUGGCAGCUGCAGCACCAGCAGAAGCAACGCGCAAGGCUUGGUGCAAGCAAAGUCGCGCAGCAGUUCAACGAGCUGUUUAAUAAGCACCUCGAUGUCGAAGGCCAACCACAGUCUGAUGUACUCGUCCGCGACGCAGUAGUCCGAUUUGUCCGCCAGCACGCGAAACAACUCGCACAGCCAGGGUGGAGAGAAGAAUUUGACAGCAAGUUGAAGCUCCUCCAGCGCGUCAAUAUCGUCGAUGCUGCCACCGUAGAGUACUGUCACGAGGAGCUCUCGGAAUGGGAGCAUGAUCUGGACGGCCGGACACUUAAUUCAGACGAGACUGAGGAUCAACUGCCAAAAGCGCGUGCGCAGACAGCGACGCCUUCAAAGAGGCGCGUCCGUGGCGCAGCAUUAGAAAGCAGCGUAGCAGACCCUAAGGACGUGCAUAUGGAGUCUCCAUCCAACCGAGUCGUUCCAGAGCCGCCGACCGACACUCCUUCGACUAAGAAUCGAAAGAGAUGGGCAGGCGGCCGAAUGAAAUCGACUUCGGCGGAACCACCCGACCCUCAGCCACUUGGCCAGCGCACUUUGAUCGUCAUCAGACAAGAGACAGAACGACAAGCCGAGAAAUCAACCGGCGAACUGCCCAUCACCGACUUCACCAAAGACGGCGACUCGCAAAAGCCAAUCGAUGAGAUCCGGUCGGCAGACCUCGACUAUAAGAAGUUCUUGAGGGUUUUGGACAACGACCUGAUCUACAUCAGGAACGUCGAUAAUAUCGUGUGCAUUAGUAAUGCUACGGUCAGACCAAUUGUUGAUGAGAAUGAUUGGCAUGAGGCGCUGCGGAUGGUACAGGCGGAGAGUACGGGUCCAAUUCAAUUCCAGAUUGGGCCUCUCGAUUUCAUCAUGAACAGUCAAGCGAGGACGCCGAAGAAGGGGACAAGGAAGACUGAGGCGCCGGUGGAGACGGCGAAGCAGAAGGCGUCAAUUGCUGUUACUGCUGCUACGAGCAAGAGGAAGCCUUGUGUUUGUGGCGAGUUUGUCAGCAGUAAGAGGCACACCAUUGGAUGUGGCAACCCGAGGUGUUAUCGCGACUUUCAUAUGGCGUGUGUGCAGCUGCAGAAGCGGUCGAUGGCUUGGUUGUGCAUGGACUGUUCUUCGUGA
Molecule: messenger RNA, 2655 nt
Organism: Fulvia fulva
Lineage: Eukaryota; Fungi; Ascomycota; Dothideomycetes; Mycosphaerellales; Mycosphaerellaceae
Exons: 1
Coding region: 1-2655 (884 amino acids)
Source: RefSeq, a predicted model, not a curated record